This is a messenger RNA of Linum tenue, 709 nucleotides long. Lineage: Eukaryota; Viridiplantae; Streptophyta; Magnoliopsida; Malpighiales; Linaceae. The record is from the annotation of a GenBank genome assembly.
AUGCGUAUAGACUAGUAUAGCCUUUCUUCUUUCUUCUUCACAUUUGGUUGGCUAUAAAGAGCGAACCCAACAGCACUCUGUUCUUCAUUCAUAUUUUCCACUUACAACUAAAACUAAACCGAGGAAGAAAGAGCAGAGAGAGAUCAAAGAAUGGCGGGAAUCAUCCAGAAGAUCGGGGAGAAGCUCCACAUGGGCGGUGGAGCAGAACAGCACAAGGACACAAAAGACGAGAAGCAGCACUCCGGCGACGCCCACAAGCAGCAGGGCGAGCACAAGGAAGGCAUCAUCGACAAGAUCAAGGACAAGCUCCCCGGCGGCGGCGGCGACCACAAGGAAACCGCCGGCACCCACGACGGCGAGAAGAAGAAGAAGAAGAACAAGGACAAGAAGAAGGACAAGAAGGACCACGACGGGGGACACGACAGCAGCAGCAGCAGCGACAGCGACUGACCGCCCCGGCUGAUUUCUCUUAAUAAUCAAGGGUUUUACUGCAGAGCUAUGUGCGAAGCUCCAUCUCACACAACGUUUGCCUGCUUGCGUUGUGUGGAACUAUUUAGCUAGAAUAAUCGACCCAUGCUGUUUUUCUUCUUCUUAUUUUGGAUCUGGUUUAUAUCCCAUAGGUAUUCCGCCAUUUCACUGUUGUGAGCUAUCCGCUUUUAUUAUGAAUGUGUCUCGCUUGAUUGUGUGCCUCUGCUAAUCUCUGUUUUAU